Rosa rugosa (rugosa rose) is the source of this 1170-nucleotide messenger RNA. Its product is annotated as zinc finger BED domain-containing protein RICESLEEPER 2-like. The transcript is spliced from 3 exons. Gene Ontology annotation, molecular function: DNA binding. Bases 1 to 1170 code for a protein of 389 amino acids. The record is from RefSeq and is a predicted model, not a curated record. NCBI's taxonomy places the organism in Eukaryota, Viridiplantae, Streptophyta, Magnoliopsida, Rosales, Rosaceae.
AUGGUGGAUGGGAAGCCUAGUUUAACUAGUAGGACUUGGAGUCAGGAUGCUUGUGUAGAUGCUGCUACUAGAAUGAUAGUGAUAGAUGAGCUUCCUUUCAGUGCCAUUGAAAGGCCUGGAUUUAGGCACUUUUGUGAAGUUGCUGUUCCUAGAUUUGAGGUGCCAUAUACAUGGACUAGUUGUCAAAACAUCAAUUACAUGGUCAUUACAGCCCAUUUUAUAGACUAUGGUUGGAAAAUGCACAAAAGAGUUUUAAAGUUUUGUGUAAUUCCAAACCAUCAUGGCAACACUAUUGGUAAAAUAGUAGAGAAUGCCUUGAUUGAGUGGACAAUUGAUAGAGUUUUGACAAUUAGUGUAGACAAUGCAGCUGCAAAUGGGGUUGCUAUUGAGUACGUUAGGAAGAAAAUGUUAACUUGGGAUAGGAAACCAAUUUGUGGAUGCAAGUUUAUGCAUGUGAGAUGCUUAGCUCACAUUGUGAAUUUAAUUGUGAGGUCUGGUUUGCAUAUAAUGGAGAGGUCAGUAGCUUCAAUUAGGAAUGCUAUUAGGUAUGUGAGGAGUUCUCAGGCUAGAACAGAUGCAUUUAAGGUUUGUAUGGAACAAACCAAGGUAGAGUGUAAAAAAAUUUGCAUUUUGGAUAUUCCAACAAGGUGGAAUUCCACCUACCUGAUGUUGGGCACAAUUUUGGAGUUGAGGAAGGCAUUUGAUAGGAUGGCAGAGGAUGAAGAUGUGAAAGUUUUCUAUCAAGUCACAGUGAAUGUGAGUGCUUCACUGCACCCUACUUCACAGUUGGCUUUCCAUGACAUUGUAGCCAUUAAGGUUGAGAUUGAUGAUCUGUUUUAUAAGCCAAUAGAUGGAGAGUCAACUGAGACUGAUAAGCUGCUAUUUCAGAUGGCAAACAAGAUGAGAAAAAAGUAUAGCAAAUACUUUGAUCAGUUAGACGACAUCAAUAAGCUUUUUCUUGUAGCAGUUGUGUUGGACCCUAGGUACAAGCUGAGGUACUUUGAAUUCAAUUGUGACAAUAUGCUUGGGUUAGAUAGGUCAGAGAUCAAAAGGAGGUCAGAUGAUGUGAAAGAGCUGUUAGUUAACCUCUGUGACCUAUAUGCAGCAUCAAUGGGUGUACAGGGUUCACAAAAGUCAAGAAGUGGAGAGAGUACAACUAUGGUUAUUUAG